GUUGUCAUUUUACAAUAACGCUGUACUGAUGCCCAGUUAAAAAUACUCAUAUUUACAUAAAUUUUCCUGUUUAUCUAUCAAGUUCUGUGUGUUAUCCUGUUUAUAAUAAACAGUGCAAGAUGUCCAGAGUGAAAAUAUGUCGUAUAUGCCUCUCUACUGAUGUUAAAAUGUAUGAUUAUGAUCAAUUUCAGUUGAAGAGUUUUUACGAACAGAUUAUGGCUACUAAAGUCAAUGAAAAAGCAGGCUUACCAAAAUAUUUCUGCUAUCAGUGUGCCGCACUACUGCAUAAGUUCCACAAGUUUAAAGAGAAGUGCUAUAUAGGCCAGAAGGCUCUCAAAGAAAUCAUUUGGAAUGGUCCGCUCACAAAAAAAUCUGUCCGCAAAAUAGACAGAGAAAGCAAAAACCUUCACACACCAAUCAGCAUAAUAACCAUAAACAAGAGAGUUAAAACCUGCGUAGUUAAGACCUCAGCCAAACUUAAAUUUAGUGAAAGAGUACCUCUAGAAGUAGACGUGGGCUCCUUAAGCGAUGACGGAGAUUUCGGAGACGAUAACUAUGAAGACAGCAAAGAGCAUUUAGUUGAAGAAGUAGACAUAGAAAAAAUAGACAUUAAAGAAAAUAAAGAAGAUAAUAUAGAACCGGAAAAGAUAGAAAAAGACAAACCUUUUGAUAUUGAUUUAGAAGAAAAAAUACCAACGGAAAAGAUAUUUGAAAUAGACAAAGGUUUUAGCGACGAUGACAUGCCAAGUGAUAAUGAAAAGGUCUUUGUAGAUGACAUUAAAAUUAUCACAGAGGAUGAAGAAGAAUUUGAGGUUAAAGAACCGGUUAAAAAGAAGAGAACGAGAAAUGGUGGGAAUAGUAAAAAGAAAAAAGCUAAGGAGACUAUACCUAAAGAGAAAAAGUUUGCAGUUAAAACUACUAAAAAGGCCGAAAUGGAUCCUAAUAACUGGCUGAAAAUAAAUUUGACUGAGGAAGAGGCUGAUGCUGAGUUUAAGGCUAGAGGGCAGCACAAGAGGUACUUGAAUGCUCAGUACAAAUGUACUGAUUGUCUGAAAGGGUUUUCGAAAGAGGAUAUGUUGAAGAGGCAUACUAAAUUAAGGCAUAGUGAGUCUAACGGCCCAAUAGAGUGUCGCUUCUGCCACAUGCGGUUCAAAUGGAAAUGCUUCCUGAACAAGCACAUGAGACAACACUACACCAAGUACAAAUGUCUGCGCUGUGACCUUGUGUGUCCUUUAGAAACGACAGCACUGUUCCAUGAAGAAUAUCACAAUGGUGUUACAAGGAAAUGUGAUCAUUGUGGCGAAGAAUUCAAGCAUCUAACAACAUACUACACCCACUUACGCACACAUAGAAGCGAACACGUGUGCACUCUAUGCGGCGCUUCAUUCGUCAGCGUUACCGGACUCGGCAUACAUAAGAAGAUUAAACAUGUUAAUGCUGAUUCUGAGCUACCUCAAGGCGAGGAGCAAUACUGCCAGCGCUGUGACGUGAAGUUCGAGACGCGCAAGGCGUACGAGGAGCAUCUCAUACACUCCGCCAUGCAUGUCGACGGCAUUGAAGACUUAGAAAUAAAUGCACCUAUCACUUGUAACCCCAGGAAACGCCGCCAGAAUCUCAAGAGGCUGACUCGCAUACCCACCGACUGCCAUAUUUGCGGCAAGCACUUCGCGACACAAGCCGCGUGCCGCAAGCAUCACCUGGCGGAGCACCCGCGCACGUCGUUCUUCGCGCCCAACGAGCGACACAUCUGCGAGAUCUGCGGCAUGUCGCUAGCUCCGGGCAGCGUAUCCAGCCAUCUUAACACCCAUACACGGGAGAAACUUUAUACUUGCAACACUUGUGGUCGACAGUUUAGCAGCAAGGGCGGCAUGACCACGCAUCAACUGACCCACACGAGUGAGAAGCCAGUAGCGUGCACGUUAUGUGACAAACGUUUCAAGCAAGUCAGCAGUAUGAAGCUGCACUACCGCACCUUCCAUCUCAAGGAGCCCUAUCCUAAGAGGAAUAGAAAAAAGAAAACAGACGAGCUAUCAAAGGAUGAGUAUGGCCACGAGGAUUCAGACGACAAUAUGACGCUUGAUAACUUUUACGCGCGAAAAUAUUGAUAAGUGCUACAAAUAACUGUAAGUUAUUAUUAAUAAUGUAUUUAUGAACGUAUUUCUGCUAUUGAGCCUGGGUUACACCUACAUUCAUUUUAUCAUCUGCCAAGAAUUUAUCAACUAUGCUGGGGUCGGCUGCCAGUCUAACUGUGAUGUGGCUGUGUACGAGUGUUUGAUUUAGAUUCAUUUAAUACAACUAAUAAAACUUUAAAAUACGUCCUUAACGUGAAAAAAUCGCUUUGUUGGGAAAAUAAAACAUACUGGUAAUACGGGUCCUAUAUUUGAACUUGUCUCAAUAUUAUAGAUUACGUAAUCCAAAAGACGGUAAUUUUUUGUUUUCAUGCUUAUUUACUUUUUGUCUUUUUUAAUAUACCAGUGAGAAGAAGCAUUGCUUCCAUCACCUCGAAUCAAAUAAAAAAGACAAAAUAAAGGUAUAUUUAAUGUAGGUGUAACCUAGCCUUAGUUACAUAGUACAACGUUACGGUAGGUCGCUAUUAUAUACAUAAUGAUGAAAGAUUAUGUUAACAUAACCUGCUUAUUUAUUUUAAGGGAGAUACUCUUUCUCAAAAUAUUGUUUAUAGCCAAAAUUAGAAUAGAUCUGAAUGAACUAUUUAGGUAUAUAAAAGCAAAUAUAUUUUAUGGCAGCUCAGAGAUAUUACUCCAACUAAAAAUAAACAAUUUUGAAAUGUCUUUUUCUUUAAACAGUAUGUGGUUAAAAAUCAUAUUUUAUUACUUAUAUGGAAAUUAGGAACUCCUACUUUCCAUAUUUACAUUGAACUGAACUUGUUUUUAUUCAACUGCUCUAAGUCCUUUGGUCUAUAUAUACUAAUCACAAUCUUUCAAUAUAUACACAGUAAUGAUUACACCUGGGCUGAUGAGCUAAAGACGCCUCUAGUUAAGUGCGUUCUCAAAUGGAGCAUUAAUAUUAUAGUGUUGCACAAAUAUGUGCGCAGACGCAGCUACAUGUAUUCUCUGUUGAUCCACAAGGAUUACAAAUAGCGUAAAAUUAAAUAGAAAACAUCACAAUAUUAUUCCUAAUAGCCUGAUUUUGAGCAAUCUUAUUGGUGGUGUAAGGGAAAAUUGCCUUAUAGAAUAGAGAAACCGCCGAUAAGGGUGCUCAGAAAUCAUUGAUAGAUCUUUCUUUUUGUAUCGUAAUAAUAUAUUGUAUACUUCUUUAUUUCAUUUUAGAAUAUCAAAUCAUUUUUUAGGGUUCCGUAGCCAAAAUGGCAAAAACGGAACCCUUAUAGUUUCGUCAUGUCCGUCUGUCCGUCUGUCCGUCUGUCCGUCUGUCACAGCCGAUUUACUCGGAAACUAUAAGUACUACAGUGAUGAAAUUUGAUGGGAAUAUGUGUUGUAUGAACCGCUACAAAAAUAUGACACUAAAUAGUAAAAAAAAGAAUUGGGGGUGGGGCCCCCCAUACAUGUAACUGAGGGAUGAAAUUUUUUUUUUCGAUGUACAUACCCGUGUGGGGUAUCAAUGGAAAGGUCUUUUAAAAUGAUAUAAAGUUUUCUAAAAAACAUUUUUCUUAAAGUGAACGGUUUUUGAGAUAUCAGCUCUCAAAGUCGUAAAAAGUAUGUCCCCCCCCUCUAUUUUUAUAACUACGGGGUAUAAAAUUCUAAAAAAAAUAGAGGUGAUGCAUGCUAAUUAACUCUUUCAACGAUUUUUGGUUUGAUCAAAGUAUCUCUUAUAGUUUUUGAGAUAGGUUGAUUUAACUGUAAUUUACGGAACCCUUCGUGCACGAGUCCGACUCGCACUUGGCCGGUUUUUUUAUAUUCGAAAUAUCGUCUAUAUAUUUAAAAAAAUCCAUUUAUUUACACUGUGAUUGAAAAUGUUUUGUAUUUCAUACUAUCUCUGGUUUCAAAACGUACCUUCAAUCCAGUGGCGUAGCGUGGGGGAGGGCAGGGGGGGCACAUUCCCCGGGCGGCAGCUUUUAGGGGGCGGCAAAAUUUACCCAAUUAAAAAAAAAAUUGUUCGCAACUAGUAUCUGCGCCGCUACAUAAAACUGUCUAACAAUAACAAAACAUUAAACAAGUUGAAACUUUUUAUUAAACUUAAAAUUAAUUAUUGUUAAUAUUUGGUACUUAAAACACACGUGACACUACAUUUUACGUAAUCUUGGUUUUGAGUCUUAAAUAAAAAAUAAUUAAAAUUUGCUGCUAACCCACAGCGGGAAGGGUCAUUUGAUGAUUUUUAACGUCGAUACAAAAAAAACCUUUUUUUGAAGUCGGUUAAAAAUGACAAACGGCCAGUAACACUUUUAAAAAAAAUACACUUGAAGGGGCGGCAAAAUCGACAACUGCCCCGGGCGGCAGAUACCCACGCUACGCCACUGCUUCAAUCAUUCACUGCCAGCCAUUUAUCAUAUUGUUUUACAUAACUAUGUAGCUUAUAUUAAUUUUCAUAUAUAACAUAGAUCUCUAAAUACUAAAAUACUUUACAAUUUUAGUAAAUAAUUGUUAUUUUCUAAGAGUGAACGUGUAAUAAUGAUUAAUGAUCGCGUAGCAACGUAACUAUGUAUAAACUAAUGCAAUUAAUUUAAGUGUACAUUUUAUAAGAAUGUUUAUUUUAUUUCUAGUAAAGUAUUAUUUCUAC
Helicoverpa armigera (cotton bollworm) is the source of this 4692-nucleotide messenger RNA. Its product is annotated as zinc finger protein 260. Gene Ontology annotation, cellular component: nucleus. Lineage: Eukaryota; Metazoa; Arthropoda; Insecta; Lepidoptera; Noctuidae. Gene Ontology annotation, molecular function: RNA polymerase II transcription regulatory region sequence-specific DNA binding; zinc ion binding; DNA-binding transcription factor activity, RNA polymerase II-specific. Gene Ontology annotation, biological process: regulation of transcription by RNA polymerase II. The transcript is spliced from 12 exons. The record is from RefSeq and is a predicted model, not a curated record. The coding region runs from base 120 to 2105 and encodes 661 amino acids.